CUUUAACGUGUUCUAAGUCUUUACCUCAAAACUUAAAGUAAAGUUGCGGACCAGGAAAUGGUUCAAAACUCUAAAACCGAAAGAGAAACUAGACCCAAAUACCAGAAAACUACCGAUCAUCGAAUCAACCAAUCAGUAACAAGAACAAUUAAAACGAAAGUAGGAACACAUGUGGAGAUAACUGUUUUGUUUAGGAAAGGUAACAGAGAAUUGUGAUUAGGUCAUAAUAAAUGAAGACGUUACAGAGACCAGGAUGUUAUAAACUUCAUCAAAUCACAGAACUUAUUACUGGGAACAUCAUUGGUCAUCCAAACCGAUUAAAUAAACCACUAAAGUCCACUGGAAUAAUUAAUCACUGCUUAAGAACGGUGUCCUCUGCUUCAAUUCAUCACAGAAAAUAUGGGACAGUAUUCCUGCCUCCAAAACAAGGAACAACAUAUUCUGAUGGACACAGAGGAUGGUUGUUCAAACAAAGUGUUAAACUAUUUUCAACUGGUUCCUUAUUUGAGAAUCAGUCUGAUGUAAAAGAACUGUCAAAAUUAUGGACAAAAAAGUUUGAAGAGGAAGAUGUGUCUGAGCCUCAGACAUCUGCAGAGCUAAUUAUUGCUCAUGCUCUUGGAAAGAAAAUGUUGCAUGAAGUCCCACCAGAACAUACAGUUGACCUUUCUACAAAUUUAGUUAUUCAAGAACUGUGUCAAAGGCGAUUACAAAGGGUACCAGUACAGUACAUCAUUGGAGAAUGGGAUUUCCAUGAUCUUGUUCUAAAGAUGAAAGAACCAGUAUUUAUACCCAGACCAGAAACUGAGGAACUGGCUGAUUUUGUAUGCAACUAUAUAAGAUCAAAUAACCUUCAAAAUGGCAAAUUUCUUGACAUAGGCUGUGGAUCAGGAGCUAUAUCAUUACACAUAUUGAAUUCAUUCAAAACGAUCACUGGGGUAGCAAUAGAUAAACAUAAUCAUGCCUGUGAUUUAACAAAAGAGAAUGCCAGAAACCUAGGGCUUAAUGAACGACUAAAUGUUCACCAAAUAGAUAUCUUCCAUAAAGAUACAGUUGAGAAAUUACAGGAAUAUUUACCAGUGGAUGUUGUUAUCAGCAAUCCUCCUUAUAUUCCUACCGCGCAUAUAGAUAGUUUGGAACCUGAGGUUGAGAGAUAUGAGAGCAGAGAUGCUUUAAAUGGCGGUAAAGAUGGACUUGAUGUUGUAAGACAGAUUUUGUACAUGGCUCCACAAUUUCUUCCUGUUGGAGGGCAAAUUUGGUUGGAAGUUUACCUGGAUGAACCAGAAAUGAUCAAGGAACUGGUAAAAGAAAACAAGUCCAUUAUAUAUCUUACAACAUUGAAAGAUUUCACUAAAAGGGACAGAUUUUGUGUUUUACAAGUACAGUGAUGGAUUCCAAGAAGAGGUGAUACAUCUUGAGUAUUUUGUGUUUAGUAAAAUUUCUGAAAGAUCUGAUAACAUGUUGGCUUGAGAACAUCACAUCUUUAAUGAGUUUUUUGUCAAGCAAAUUGUGAAAUUGACAUAAUAUUUAAAGAACUGCUGAAUCAAAGCCUCCGAAAUUUCAUGUUCUUAAAGUUCUCUCAAAGGGAUACUGAUGGUAUGUAAGGUUGACAAAUGAAAAUAAUUAGUAAUGACAAAAUAUGUAUUCUUUUGUUUAUGAAGUAAGAAUGCAUGUUAUUUUAUAUGAUAUAUUUUACUUUUAGUAUAAUUUUUACUUUUAUUUGUUAUUGUGAAAUAAAGGAUAUGAAUGCCAAAUUUAAUUCUAUAUCCCCUUAAAUUUUGCUUGUUUGUGCAGAAUAUAAGGUAUACCUUAUCUUGUCUUUCUGUCAUCCAU
Molecule: messenger RNA, 1830 nt
Organism: Mytilus trossulus (common blue mussel)
Lineage: Eukaryota; Metazoa; Mollusca; Bivalvia; Mytilida; Mytilidae
Product: MTRF1L release factor glutamine methyltransferase-like
Exons: 10
Coding region: 231-1385 (384 amino acids)
Biological process (GO): protein methylation
Cellular component (GO): mitochondrion
Molecular function (GO): protein methyltransferase activity; nucleic acid binding
Source: RefSeq, a predicted model, not a curated record